AUGGGUUUCCCAAAGAAAAAACCUCCUCCAAUAGGCAUUCUCCAUUCGGCUUCAGAUUGGACAGUUAUGUGUGAUCUUGAUACAACAUUAAUAAUACCACCUGAUGUAGUUGUUACUCAACUUAGGCCUGAUAUUGUGUUACUUUCUCGUAUGACAAAUGCAGUGAUAGUUAUAGAGUUGACAUGUCCUUGUGAAGAAAAUAUGGAGAAAUGGCAUGACACGAAAACUGAUAAAUACUCUCUGUUAUUGCGGACAAUACAAGUUAAUGGUUGGGCAGUUCACUUCUUCGCAGUUGAAAUUGGCGCUCGUGUGUACUGUUCAGAUUCUGUGCGUACUUGUUUACGUCGUCUAGGUUUUCCACCCAAGUUAAUUCGUUGCACUCUAAAAUUACUUGGUUUUAUUGCAAUGAAAUGUUCCUUCCAUAUUUGGUUGGCCAGAGAUUCAAAACCUUGGGAAACGCGUACUACAACAACAGACAGUUUCCCUGAAAGCAAGUCACCUUUCAAAUUUGCCAAAAGCAAAUCGCCAGUCCACAUAACUGACAGGAAAAUGACAUCACCAGGGUCAACAAAAGAGUUAAUGCUUCAAACAGUGGAAUAA
Molecule: messenger RNA, 600 nt
Organism: Hydractinia symbiolongicarpus
Lineage: Eukaryota; Metazoa; Cnidaria; Hydrozoa; Anthoathecata; Hydractiniidae
Exons: 1
Coding region: 1-600 (199 amino acids)
Source: RefSeq, a predicted model, not a curated record